CAUAUUUAGAGGAACAAUUGCAUUAUAAAAGGAGGCAUGACAUGUUUUUCAAUUGUGUCACUGUUAUCUUUCCUUCUGUGCGAGCUUUGAACCAUCUGUCUCUGAAGAAGAGUACUGCAGAAAUCGGUGAAAGAUGGGAGAUGCUCAGAUGGCAGAGUUUGGAGCUGCUGCUCCGUUUCUCAGGAAGUCGGAUAUCGAGCGUCUGGAGGCCCAAACUCGCCCCUUUGACAUGAAGAAAGCUUGUUUCGUUCCUGAUACUGAAGAGGAGUUUGUGAAAGCAACUAUUAUUAGUCGAGAUGGUGAUAAAGUCACCUGUGAGAAUUCAAAGGGAACGACAGUAACUGUGAAGGAGAUUGAUGUUCAUCCUCAGAACCCGCCAAAGUUUGAUAAAAUUGAGGACAUGGCGAUGUUCACCUUUCUGCACGAGCCAGCUGUGCUGUUUAACCUCAAAGAGCGUUACGCAGCCUGGAUGAUCUACACCUACUCUGGGCUCUUCUGUGUCACUGUCAACCCCUACAAGUGGCUGCCGGUGUACAACCAGGAAGUCGUCCUUGCCUACAGAGGAAAGAAGAGGAGUGAAGCUCCUCCUCACAUCUUCUCCAUCUCUGACAACGCCUACCAGUACAUGCUGUCAGACAGAGAAAACCAGUCAAUUCUUAUCACUGGAGAAUCUGGUGCUGGAAAGACUGUGAACACCAAGAGAGUCAUUCAGUACUUUGCCAGCAUUGCUGCUAGUCCUACAAAGAAGGAAACCAGUGAUAAGAAGGGUACUCUGGAGGAUCAAAUCAUCCAGUGUAAUCCUGCUCUAGAGGCCUUUGGUAAUGCCAAGACCAUCAGAAAUGACAACUCAUCUCGCUUUGGCAAGUUUAUCCGGAUCCACUUUGCUGCCAGUGGCAAACUAGCAUCUGCUGAUAUUGAGACUUAUCUUCUGGAGAAGUCUCGUGUGACUUUCCAGCUCAAGGCUGAGAGAGACUACCACAUCUUCUACCAGAUCCUGUCUCAGAAGAAACCAGAACUAUUAGAGAUGCUGCUGAUCACAGCAAACCCUUACGAUUAUGCCUUCAUCUCUCAAGGAGAGACACAGGUGGCCUCUAUUGAUGAUGCAGAUGAGCUGAUGGCUACAGAUGAAGCGUUUGAUGUGUUGGGCUUCACCCAAGAGGAGAAGAACAGCAUCUACAAACUGGUUGGUGCCAUCAUGCACUACGGCAACAUGAGGUUCAAGCAGAAGCAACGAGAGGAACAGGCAGAGGCUGAUGGCACUGAGGAUGCUGAUAAGUCAGCUUAUCUGAUGGGCCUGAACUCUGCUGAUCUCAUCAAGGCUCUGUGCCACCCAAGAGUCAAAGUAGGGAAUGAGUGGGUCACAAAGGGACAGAAUGUCCAGCAGGUGUCCUAUGCCGUUGGUGCUCUGUCAAAGUCAGUGUACGAGAAGAUGUUCUUGUGGAUGGUUGUGAGAAUCAACCAAUCCCUGGACACCAAACAGCCUCGCCAGUACUUUAUUGGUGUGCUGGACAUUGCUGGAUUUGAGAUCUUUGAUUUCAACACCUUUGAGCAGCUGUGCAUCAACUUCACUAAUGAGAAGUUGCAGCAGUUCUUCAACCAUCACAUGUUUGUGCUGGAGCAAGAGGAAUACAAGAAGGAGGGUAUUGAAUGGGUGUUCAUUGACUUUGGCAUGGACUUGCAGGCUUGUAUUGAUCUCAUUGAAAAGCCCAUGGGUAUCAUGUCCAUCCUUGAAGAGGAGUGCAUGUUCCCCAAAGCCAGUGAUGCAACAUUCAAAGCUAAGCUUUAUGACAACCACUUGGGCAAAAGUGCUAACUUCCAGAAGCCCAGGAUUGUCAAGGGUAAACCAGAGGCCCAUUUCUCCCUGGUUCACUACGCUGGCACUGUUGACUACAACAUCAAUAACUGGCUGGUGAAGAACAAGGACCCUCUAAAUGAGACGGUUGUUGGCCUGUAUCAGAAAUCCACCAUGAAACUGCUUUCUAUCCUAUUUGCUAAUUAUGCUAGUGCUGACUCAGCCGCGGAGGGAGGUGGUGGCAAAGCAAAGGAGAAGAAGAAAAAGGGCUCUUCUUUCCAGACAGUGUCUGCUCUUCACCGGGAGAACCUGAACAAGCUGAUGACCAACUUGAGGUCAACUCACCCUCACUUUGUGCGCUGCAUCAUCCCCAAUGAGACUAAGACUCCUGGAGCGAUGGAGAAUCCUCUGGUCAUGCACCAGCUGCGCUGUAACGGUGUGCUGGAGGGCAUCAGAAUCUGCAGAAAGGGCUUCCCCAACAGGAUCCUGUAUGGAGAUUUCAAGCAGAGAUAUCGUAUCCUGAAUCCUGCUGCCAUCCCAGAGGGUCAGUUCAUUGACAGCAGAAAAGGAGCUGAGAAGUUAUUGGGCUCUUUGGACAUUGACCACAACCAGUACAAGUUUGGGCAUACUAAGGUGUUCUUCAAGGCUGGUCUUCUGGGUACUCUUGAAGAGAUGCGAGAUGACCGUCUUGCUCUCAUCAUCACAAAUAUUCAAGCUAGAGCUCGUGGUCUUCUCUCAAGAGUUGAGUUCCAGAAGAUUGUUGAGCGCAGAGAUGCCUUGCUUGUGAUUCAGUGGAACAUCCGUGCCUUCAUGGGUGUCAAGAAUUGGCCCUGGAUGAAGCUCUACUUCAAGAUCAAACCACUGCUGAGAUCUGCUGAAGCAGAGAAAGAGAUGGCCAACAUGAAGGAAGAAUUCCUGAAGUUGAAGGAGGCUUAUGCCAAAUCUGAAGCCCGCAGAAAGGAGCUUGAAGAAAAGAUGGUUUCUCUUCUCCAAGAGAAGAAUGACCUGCAACUUCAAGUCCAAACUGAGCAAGAUAAUCUUUGCGAUGCUGAGGAGAGAUGUGAGGGUCUGAUCAAGAACAAGAUCCAGCUUGAGGCCAAAGCCAAAGAGCUGACUGAGAGACUGGAGGAUGAAGAAGAAAUGAAUGCUGAGCUGACUACAAAGAAACGGAAGCUGGAGGAUGAAUGUUCUGAGCUCAAGAAGGACAUUGAUGAUCUUGAGCUCACUCUGGCCAAAGUGGAGAAAGAGAAACAUGCCACUGAGAACAAGGUUAAAAACCUGACAGAAGAGAUGGCAGCUUUGGAUGAGAUCAUUGCUAAGCUGACAAAGGAGAAGAAAGCUCUGCAGGAGGCCCAUCAGCAAACGCUGGAUGACCUCCAGAGUGAGGAAGACAAAGUCAACACUCUCACCAAAGCCAAAGCCAAGCUGGAGCAACAAGUGGAUGAUCUUGAGGGUUCCUUGGAACAGGAAAAGAAACUUCGUAUGGAUCUGGAGAGGGCAAAGAGGAAGCUCGAGGGAGACUUAAAGUUAACCCAGGAGAGUGUGAUGGACCUGGAAAAUGACAAACAGCAACUGGAAGAGAGGCUUAAAAAGAAAGAUUUUGAGAUCAGCCAGCUCAAUAGCAAGAUUGAAGAUGAGCAGGUUAUGGCAGCCCAACUCCAGAAGAAACUGAAGGAGCUGCAGGCUCGUAUUGAAGAGCUUGAGGAAGAGCUGGAGGCUGAGAGAGCCGCUCGUGCCAAAGUUGAGAAACAGAGAGCAGAUCUGUCCAGAGAACUGGAGGAGAUCAGUGAGAGGCUGGAGGAGGCUGGUGGAGCCACUGCUGCCCAGAUUGAGAUGAACAAGAAACGUGAAGCCGAGUUACAGAAACUACGCAGAGACCUUGAAGAGGCCACUCUGCAACAUGAGGCUACCGCUGCUACACUGAGGAAGAAACAUUCAGACAGUGUGGCUGAUCUGGGAGAGCAGAUUGACAACCUUCAGAGAGUGAAACAGAAGCUGGAGAAAGAGAAGAGUGAACUCAGACUGGAACUGGAUGACGUGGUCUCCAACAUGGAGCAGCUUGCUAAGGCCAAGGCAAACUUGGAGAAAAUGUGCAGGACCCUAGAGGACCAGAUGUCAGAAUAUAGAACAAAAUACGAAGAAGGACAACGCAGCAUCAAUGACUUUACCAUGCAAAAAGCUAAAUUGCAAACCGAAAAUGGGGAGUUUUCUAGACAACUGGAAGAGAAGGAUUCCUUGGUCUCUCAGCUAACAAGAGGCAAGCAGUCCUACACUCAGCAGAUUGAGGACCUCAAACGACAACUAGAGGAGGAAAUUAAGGCUAAGAAUGCCCUGGCCCAUGCAGUUCAAUCUGCUCGUCAUGAUUCUGAUCUGCUGAGGGAACAGUAUGAGGAGGAGCAGGAAGCCAAAGCUGAGCUGCAGCGUAGUCUGUCCAAGGCAAACUCUGAGGUGGCUCAGUGGAGAACUAAGUAUGAAACUGAUGCCAUCCAGAGAACUGAGGAGCUGGAGGAUGCUAAGAAGAAACUGGCCCAGCGUCUGCAAGAUGCAGAAGAAGCUGUGGAAGCAGUCAAUGCUAAAUGCUCCUCUCUGGAGAAGACCAAGCACAGGCUGCAGAAUGAGAUUGAAGAUCUAAUGGUGGAUGUGGAGAGAUCCAAUGCCGCUGCUGCUGCUCUAGACAAGAAGCAAAGAAACUUUGACAAGGUCCUAGCUGAAUGGAAGCAGAAAUAUGAGGAGUCUCAGAGUGAGCUGGAAAGCUCCCAAAAGGAAGCCAGAUCUCUGAGCACUGAACUGUUCAAACUGAAGAACUCCUAUGAGGAGUCUCUGGAUCAUCUGGAGACCAUGAAGAGAGAAAACAAGAACCUCCAAGAGGAGAUUUCUGAUCUCACUGAACAAAUUGGUGAGAGUGGAAAGAACAUUCAUGAACUAGAGAAAAUUCGUAAGCAGUUGGAGCAGGAAAAAGCUGAAAUUCAAGCAGCUCUGGAGGAAGCUGAGGGCUCCCUGGAGCAUGAAGAAGGAAAGAUCCUUAGAGCUCAACUGGAGUUCAAUCAGAUCAAAGCUGAUAUUGAACGUAAGCUGGCUGAAAAAGAUGAAGAGAUGGAGCAGUCCAAGAGGAACCAGCAGAGAAUGAUUGAUACCCUUCAGACCUCACUGGAAUCAGAGACUCGCAGCAGGAAUGAAGCUCUCAGACUGAAGAAGAAGAUGGAGGGAGAUCUCAAUGAGAUGGAGAUUCAGCUCAGCCAGGCUAACAGACAGGCAUCAGAAGCCCAGAAGCAACUCAAGGGUCUUCAUGGACAUCUUAAAGAUAUCCAACUGCAGCUGGAUGACGCUCUGCGCAGUAAUGAUGAUUUCAAAGAGAACAUCGCCAUUGUGGACAGACGCAACAAUCUGCUGCAGGCUGAACUGGAUGAGCUGAGAUCCCUGGUGGAACAGACUGAGAGAGGAAGGAAACUGGCUGAGCAGGAACUGCUGGACGUCAGUGAGAGAGUCCAGCUCCUGCAUUCUCAGAACACCAGUCUGCUGAAUCAGAAGAAGAAGCUGGAGGGAGAUAAUUCUCAGCUUCAGACUGAGGUUGAGGAGGCAGUGCAGGAGUGCAGGAAUGCUGAGGAAAAAGCCAAGAAGGCCAUCACUGAUGCUGCCAUGAUGGCAGAGGAGCUGAAGAAGGAGCAGGACACCAGCGCUCAUCUGGAGCGCAUGAAGAAGAACAUGGAGCAGACCAUCAAGGACCUGCAGCACCGUCUGGAUGAAGCUGAGCAGAUCGCCAUGAAGGGAGGCAAGAAGCAGGUCCAGAAACUGGAAGCCAGGGUGAGAGAGCUGGAAAAUGAGGUGGAGAUAGAACAGAGAAAGGCGAGCGAGUCUGUGAAAGGAGUGCGUAAAUAUGAAAGACGCAUCAAGGAGCUCACCUACCAGACUGAGGAGGACCGUAAGAACCUGGCUCGUCUUCAGGAUCUGGUGGACAAACUCCAGCUGAAGGUCAAGUCCUACAAGAGAGCUGCUGAGGAGGCGGAGGAGCAGGCCAAUACUAAUCUGGGCAAGUUCCGUAAGAUUCAGCAUGAGUUGGAUGAAGCAGAGGAGAGGGCUGAUAUUGCUGAAUCUCAGGUCAACAAGCUGAGAGCCAAGAGCAGAGACACCAGCUCUAAGAAAGGACAUGAUGAGGAAAUGGGGGAUGCCCAGAUGGCAGAGUUUGGACCUGCUGCUCCGUUCUUACGGAAGUCAGACAGGGAGCGUCUGGAGGCCCAGACUCGCCUCUUCGACAUGAAGAAGGAAUGCUUUGUUCCCGACGUUGAGGUUGAGUACGUCAAAGCCUCCAUCAUCAGUAGAGACGGUGACAAAGUCACUGCUAACACUGAAUUUGGAAAGACAGUAACUGUGAAGGAGAUUGAUGUUCAUCCACAAAACCCGCCAAAGUUUGAUAAAAUUGAGGACAUGGCGAUGUUCACCUUCCUGCACGAGCCCGCUGUGCUGUUUAACCUCAAAGAGCGUUACGCAGCCUGGAUGAUCUACACCUACUCUGGGCUCUUCUGUGUAACUGUCAACCCCUACAAGGCGCUGCCGGUGUACAACCAGGAAGUCGUCGUUGCCUACAGAGGAAAGAAACGAACUGAGGCUCCUCCUCACAUCUUCUCCAUCUCUGACAACGCCUACCAGUACAUGCUGUCAGACAGAGAAAACCAGUCUGUCCUGAUCACUGGAGAAUCCGGUGCUGGAAAGACUGUGAACACUAAAAGAGUCAUCCAGUACUUUGCCAGCAUUGCAGCAGCACCAACCAAGAAGGAUGCAUCAAUGGAGAAAAAGGGUACUCUGGAGGAUCAAAUCAUCCAGUGUAAUCCUGCUCUGGAGGCUUUUGGUAAUGCCAAGACCAUCAGAAAUGACAACUCUUCCAGAUUCGGUAAAUUUAUCCGUAUCCAUUUUGGAAUCAGUGGAAAGUUAGCUUCUGCUGACAUUGAGACUUAUCUGCUGGAGAAGUCUCGUGUCACUUUCCAGCUCAAGGCUGAGAGAGACUACCACAUCUUCUACCAGAUCCUGUCUCAGAGAAAACCAGAACUGCUGGAGAUGCUGCUCAUCACCAACAACCCCUAUGACUACGCCUUCAUCUCCCAAGGAGAGACACAAGUGGCAUCUAUUGAUGACCGUGACGAGCUGAUGGCCACUGAUGAAGCGUUUGAUGUGCUGGGCUUCACUGCAGAAGAAAAGGCAGGCAUCUACAAGCUGACCGGUGCCGUCAUGCACUACGGCAACAUGAGGUUCAAGCAGAAGCAGCGAGAGGAACAGGCAGAGGCUGAUGGGACUGAGGAUGCGGACAAAGUCGCAUAUCUGAUGGGCCUGAACUCUGCUGAUCUCAUCAAGGGUUUGUGCCACCCGAGAGUCAAAGUAGGAAAUGAGUGGGUCACCAAGGGACAGAGUGUCCAGCAGGUGAACUACUCUAUUGGUGCUCUGGCAAAGUCAGUGUACGAGAAGAUGUUCUUGUGGAUGGUUGUGAGAAUCAACCAAUCCCUGGACACCAAACAGCCUCGUCAGUACUUCAUUGGUGUGCUGGACAUUGCUGGAUUUGAGAUCUUUGAUUACAACACGUUUGAGCAGCUGUGCAUCAACUUCACUAAUGAGAAGUUGCAGCAGUUCUUCAACCAUCACAUGUUUGUGCUGGAGCAAGAGGAAUACAAGAAGGAGGGUAUUGAAUGGGUGUUCAUUGACUUUGGCAUGGACUUAGCGGCUUGUAUUGAGUUAAUUGAGAAGCCCAUGGGUAUCAUGUCCAUCCUUGAAGAGGAGUGCAUGUUCCCCAAAGCCAGUGAUGCAACAUUCAAAGCUAAGCUUUAUGACAACCACUUGGGCAAAAGUCCUAACUUCCAGAAGCCCAGGAUUGUCAAGGGUAAACCAGAGGCACAUUUCUCCCUGGUUCACUACGCUGGCAUUGUUGACUACAACAUCUCAAACUGGCUGGUGAAGAACAAGGACCCUCUCAAUGAGACUGUUGUCGGGUUGUUCCAGAAGUCCACCAUGAAACUGCUUUCUGUCCUAUUUGCUAAUUAUGCUGCUUCUGAUGCAGAUUCUGGAGGUAAGAGUGCCAAAGGAGGUACCAAAAAGAAGGGUUCUUCAUUCCAGACAGUGUCAGCCCUCCAUAGGGAGAACCUGAAUAAGCUGAUGACCAACUUGAGGUCAACUCACCCUCACUUUGUGCGUUGCCUGAUUCCCAAUGAGACUAAGACUCCUGGCGCGAUGGAGAAUCCUCUGGUCAUGCACCAGCUGCGCUGUAACGGUGUGCUGGAGGGCAUCAGAAUCUGCAGAAAGGGCUUCCCCAACAGGAUCCUGUAUGGAGAUUUCAAACAACGGUACCGGAUCCUAAAUCCAGCUGCUAUCCCUGAGGGACAGUUCAUUGAUAAUAAGAAGGGUGCAGAAAAGCUUCUGGGUUCUCUGGACAUUGAUCACAGCCAGUACAAGUUAGGACAUACUAAGGUGUUUUUUAAGGCUGGUCUUCUGGGUACUCUUGAAGAGAUGAGAGACGACCGUCUUGCACUUAUUAUUACUGGAAUUCAGUCCAGAUCUCGUGGUAUACUAUCAAGAAUGGAAUUCCAGAAAAUUGUGGAGAGAAGAGAUGCCUUGCUUGUGAUUCAGUGGAACAUCCGUGCCUUCAUGGGUGUCAAAAAUUGGCCCUGGAUGAAGCUCUACUUCAAGAUCAAGCCUCUGCUGAAAUCUGCUGAGACUGAGAAAGAGAUGGCCAACAUGAAGGAAGAAUUCCUGAAGUUGAAGGAGGCUUACGCCAAAACCGAAGCUCGCAGAAAGGAGCUUGAGGAAAAGAUGGUUUCCAUUCUCCAAGAGAAGAAUGACCUUCAGCUUGCAAUGCAGUCUGAGCAAGAUAAUCUUGCAGAUGCUGAGGAGAGAUGUGAGGGUCUGAUCAAGAACAAGAUCCAGUUUGAAGCCAAAGUCAAAGAGCUGACGGAGAGACUGGAGGAUGAAGAAGAAAUGAAUGCUGAGCUGACUGCCAAGAAACGAAAGCUGGAGGAUGAAUGCUCUGAGCUUAAGAAGGACAUUGAUGAUCUUGAACUCACUCUGGCCAAAGUGGAGAAAGAGAAACAUGCCACUGAGAACAAGGUUAAAAACCUGACAGAAGAGAUGGCAGCUUUGGAUGAAAUCAUUGCUAAGCUGACCAAAGAGAAGAAAGCUCUGCAGGAGGCCCAUCAGCAAACCCUGGAUGACCUCCAGAGUGAGGAAGACAAAGUCAACACACUCACCAAAGCCAAAGCCAAGCUGGAGCAACAAGUGGAUGAUCUUGAAGGUUCUCUGGAACAAGAAAAGAAAAUUCGCAUGGAUCUUGAGAGAGUUAAAAGAAAGCUUGAGGGUGACUUGAAGUUGACUCAAGAGAAUUUGAUGGAUUUAGAAAAUGAUAAGCAGCAGAUGGAUGAGCGGCUAAAGAAAAAAGACUUUGAGAUCAGCCAGCUCAAUAGCAAGAUUGAAGAUGAGCAGGUUAUGGCAACCCAACUCCAGAAGAAACUGAAGGAGCUGCAGGCCCGAAUUGAAGAGCUUGAGGAAGAGCUGGAGGCUGAGAGAGCCGCUCGUGCCAAAGUUGAGAAACAGAGAGCAGAUCUGUCCAGAGAACUGGAGGAGAUCAGUGAGAGGCUGGAGGAAGCUGGUGGAGCCACUGCUGCCCAGGUUGAGAUGAACAAGAAACGUGAAGCCGAGUUACAGAAACUACGCAGAGACCUUGAAGAGGCCACUCUGCAACAUGAGGCUACCGCUGCUACACUGAGGAAGAAACAUUCAGACAGUGUGGCUGAUCUGGGAGAGCAGAUUGACAACCUUCAGAGAGUGAAGCAGAAGCUGGAGAAAGAGAAGAGUGAACUCAGACUGGAACUGGAUGACGUGGUCUCCAACAUGGAGCAGAUUGUAAAGGCCAAGGCAAACCUGGAGAAAAUGUGCAGAACUUUGGAAGACCAGAUGAGUGAGUACAGAACCAAGGCUGAGGAAGGUCAGCGCACAAUCAAUGACUUCACCAUGCAAAAAGCCAAGCUGCAAACUGAGAAUGGUGAACUGUCCAGACAGCUAGAGGAGAAAGACUCCCUGGUCUCUCAGUUGACCAGAGGCAAGCAGUCCUACACUCAGCAGGCUGAAGACCUCAAGAGACAGCUAGAGGAAGAAAUCAAGGCUAAGAAUGCCCUGGCUCAUGCAGUUCAAUCUGCUCGUCAUGAUGCUGAUCUACUGAGGGAACAGUACGAGGAGGAGCAGGAAGCCAAAGCUGAAUUGCAGCGGAGUCUGUCCAAGGCAAACUCUGAGGUGGCUCAAUGGAGAACUAAGUAUGAAACUGAUGCCAUCCAGAGGACUGAGGAACUGGAGGAAGCCAAGAAGAAACUGGCUCAGCGUCUGCAAGAUGCAGAAGAAGCUGUGGAAGCAGUCAAUGCUAAAUGCUCCUCUCUGGAGAAGACCAAGCACAGGCUGCAGAAUGAGAUUGAAGAUCUAAUGGUGGAUGUGGAGAGAUCCAAUGCCUCUGCUGCUGCUCUAGACAAGAAGCAAAGAAACUUUGACAAAGUUCUGGCUGAGUGGAAGCAAAAGUAUGAGGAGUCCCAAUCUGAACUGGAAAGUGCUCAAAAAGAAGCUAGAUCUCUGAGCACUGAACUCUUUAAAUUGAAAAACUCAUAUGAGGAGUCACUGGACCACCUUGAGAGCAUGAAGAGGGAGAACAAGAAUCUCCAAGAGGAAAUCUCUGACCUUACUGAGCAACUUGGUGAGAGUGGGAAGAAUAUUCAUGAGCUGGAGAAACUUAGGAAACUACUGGAGCAGGAGAAACAAGAGAUACAAAGUGCUCUGGAGGAGGCUGAGGGUUCCCUUGAACAUGAGGAAAGCAAGAUCCUUAGAGCUCAGCUGGAGUUCAACCAGAUCAAAGCUGAUAUUGAACGUAAACUGACUGAGAAAGAUGAAGAGAUGGAGCAGUCCAAGAGGAACCAGCAGAGAAUGAUUGAUACCCUUCAGACCUCACUGGAAUCAGAGACUCGCAGCAGGAAUGAAGCUCUCAGACUGAAGAAGAAGAUGGAGGGAGAUCUCAAUGAGAUGGAGAUUCAGCUCAGCCAGGCUAACAGACAGGCAUCAGAAGCCCAGAAGCAACUCAAGGGUCUUCAUGGACAUCUUAAAGAUUCCCAACUGCAGCUGGAUGACGCUCUGCGUAGUAAUGAUGAUUUCAAAGAGAACAUCGCCAUUGUGGAGAGACGUAACAAUCUGCUGCAGGCUGAACUGGAUGAGCUGAGAUCCCUGGUGGAACAGACUGAGAGAGGAAGGAAACUGGCUGAGCAGGAACUGCUUGACAUCAGUGAGAGAGUCCAGCUCCUGCAUUCUCAGAACACCAGUCUGCUGAAUCAGAAGAAGAAGCUGGAGGGAGAUAAUACUCAGCUUCAGACUGAGGUUGAGGAGGCAGUGCAGGAGUGCAGGAAUGCUGAGGAAAAAGCCAAGAAGGCCAUCACGGAUGCUGCCAUGAUGGCAGAGGAGCUGAAGAAGGAGCAGGACACCAGCUCUCAUCUGGAGCGCAUGAAGAAGAACAUGGAGCAAACCAUCAAGGACCUGCAGCACCGUCUGGAUGAAGCUGAGCAGAUCGCCAUGAAGGGAGGCAAGAAGCAGAUCCAGAAACUGGAAGCCAGGGUGAGAGAGCUGGAAAGUGAGGUGGAGAUAGAACAGAGAAAGUCCAGUGACUCUGUCAAGGGUAUUCGUAAAUAUGAAAGACGCAUCAAAGAACUCACCUACCAGACUGAGGAAGACCGAAAGAAUCUAGCUCGCCUGCAGGACCUAGUGGACAAACUCCAGCUGAAGGUCAAGUCCUACAAGAGAGUUGCUGAAGAGGCUGAAGAACAAGCCAAUUCUAGUCUGGGCAAGUUCCGUAAGAUUCAGCAUGAGCUGGAUGAAGCAGAAGAGAGAGCUGAUAUUGCUGAAUCUCAGGUCAACAAGCUGAGAGUCAAGAGUCGUGAUACAGGAUCCAAGAAGGGGGCUGAUGAGGAGUGAAAAUAUUUGCUAGAUCUCGGCAAACAUGGAUUGCUGUGAUGAUCUCUUCUGUAGUUCAGUAGAAUAAAGAAUACAUGCAAAUGAA
Molecule: messenger RNA, 11849 nt
Organism: Cyprinus carpio (common carp)
Lineage: Eukaryota; Metazoa; Chordata; Actinopteri; Cypriniformes; Cyprinidae
Exons: 76
Coding region: 134-11764 (3876 amino acids)
Cellular component (GO): myosin complex
Molecular function (GO): cytoskeletal motor activity; ATP binding; actin filament binding
Source: RefSeq, a predicted model, not a curated record